AUGUCUGAUAUAGUUGCCAGUCUGGCAAUUCAAAAAGCUGAAUUGUUGGUUCCCAAACCAUAUUUCCUAAGACCGUACGUUUGGCCAUUUUCAAUUAUCUAUCCGAUUUUUUUCCAGAUUUAUUUUCAACAUUAUGAUAAGUACAUCGGUGGUAAAGAAUGGACUUUUGUUUAUACUAUAACUAUUGUUUCAUUUAACUUGUUAUUCUGGUUAAUGCCUCAUUGGAAUCUUGACAUUAAUGCUAAGUUCAACUAUUCUAAAGUGGAUAAGAUUGCUGAUGCAUCUUUUAUCAAAAUCACUCCAGCUCCAAACUCAGGUGUUGGUGAAAUAUCUGAAAUUAAUCGUGAAACUUUCCAUGAUGGUGAAAAACAAGUCAGUUUCUUGUAUCAAAAGAGAAGAUACUUGUAUCAUUCUAAAUUACAAAAAUUUUCUCCUCCAGAAUUUAUCUUUGAUGAAUCUCCAAAAUUAUCCGUUUAUCAAAAUACUAAAGGUUUAAGUGGUGAUUUAGAGAAGAUGAUUAGAAAUUAUGGUACAAAUAAAUUUGAUAUCCCAAUUCCUACUUUUAUGGAAUUAUUCAAAGAACAUGCUGUUGCUCCAUUUUUUGUCUUCCAAAUCUUUUGUGUUGCUCUUUGGUGUAUGGAUGAACAAUGGUAUUAUUCAUUGUUUUCUUUGUUUAUGUUAGUUUCCUUUGAAAUGACUACUGUGUUCCAAAGAAGAACCACAAUGUCUGAGUUCCAAAGUAUGGGUAUUAAACCUUAUGAUGUUUAUGUUCAUAGAGAUGGCUCAUGGAUUAAGAUCCCAACUACGGAUUUAUUGCCAGGUGAUUUGAUUUCUAUUACUAGAACUAAUGAAGGAAGUGCAUUACCAUGUGAUUUACUAUUAGUUGAUGGUUCAGCCAUCGUUAAUGAAGCAAUGUUGUCCGGUGAAUCUACUCCAUUAUUGAAAGAAUCUAUCAAAUUGAGACCUUCCGAUGAUAUUUUACAACCAGAAGGUUUUGAUAAAAAUUCUAUCUUACAUGGUGGUACUAUGGCUUUGCAAGUUACUAAACCUGAAUCUCCAAUUGUUCAUGCUGCUCCUGAUGAAGGUGCUUUGGCUGUAGUUACUAAAACUGGGUUUGAAACGUCUCAAGGUUCUUUGGUUCGUACAAUGAUUUUCUCAAGUGAACGUGUCUCUGUUGGUAAUAAAGAAGCAUUUUUGUUUAUCUUAUUCUUGUUAAUUUUUGCCAUUGCUGCUUCUUGGUAUGUUUGGGUUGAAGGUACCAGAAUGGGCAGAGUCCAAUCUAAAUUGAUCUUGGAUUGUAUUAUUGUCAUCACUUCUGUUGUUCCUCCAGAAUUGCCAAUGGAAUUGACUAUGGCUGUUAACUCCUCUUUGGCUAAAUUGCUGAAAUACUAUGUGUACUGUACUGAACCAUUCAGAAUCCCAUUGGCCGGUAGAAUCGAUGUUUGUUGUUUUGAUAAGACUGGUACUUUAACUGCCGAAGAUUUGGUCUUUGAAGGUUUGGCUGGUUUUAAACAUGAUGAUAUUCAUCAUUUACACAUUUGUGAUGAUGCUCCAGAAACUACUUCUUAUGUUUUGGGAGCUGCCCAUGCUUUGGUUAAAUUGAAUGAUGGGGAAGUUGUUGGUGACCCAAUGGAACAAGCUACUUUAAAAGCUGCUCAUUGGGAAGUUGGUUUCAAAGACACUGUUCAAAGAGAAGGUAAAAAGGGUAAAACU
This is a messenger RNA of Candida tropicalis MYA-3404, 1713 nucleotides long. RefSeq lists its product as uncharacterized. Lineage: Eukaryota; Fungi; Ascomycota; Pichiomycetes; Serinales; Debaryomycetaceae. The transcript has a single exon. Gene Ontology annotation, cellular component: endoplasmic reticulum membrane. Gene Ontology annotation, biological process: intracellular calcium ion homeostasis. The annotation marks the transcript as partial. The record is from RefSeq and is a predicted model, not a curated record. Gene Ontology annotation, molecular function: P-type ion transporter activity; ATP binding; ATP hydrolysis activity.